Messenger RNA from Lichtheimia ornata, 1596 nucleotides. RefSeq lists its product as uncharacterized. The record is from RefSeq and is a predicted model, not a curated record. NCBI's taxonomy places the organism in Eukaryota, Fungi, Mucoromycota, Mucoromycetes, Mucorales, Lichtheimiaceae. The transcript has 2 exons. The coding region runs from base 1 to 1596 and encodes 531 amino acids. Gene Ontology annotation, molecular function: heme binding; monooxygenase activity; oxidoreductase activity, acting on paired donors, with incorporation or reduction of molecular oxygen.
AUGGAUUCAUUAUUACCGACUACUGCACGUGCAUCGAUUCAAAAAGCCAUUGAUAUUAUUCAAAAGACAUCUGCCUAUCCAGUAUUGCACGAAUUUUAUCAACGAUCCAGCCGUAACGAGUUGCUUGUGAUUGGCGGUGCCACGUUCCUGACACUCUACAACCUUAUCAGCUAUGUGAACUCCAAACGUCAAAAGUUGCACUUGCCUCCUCGUGUCGCUUAUGGCUUGCCAUUGGUUGGUCACUUGCCUUACAUCUUGUAUGACGGCAGUCGUUUCCUUGAUUGGUGUGCCGACAAGUAUGGCGAAGUGUUUGAUCUCAGUCUUCCUGGAGGUGUCGUGACAGUGGCCAGUGGUCGUUCAGCUGAAGAAACCCUCAAGGCUGCACCUGAAGACUUGUCCCUUGAGAAGGGUGUAUUGGAAGAUACCUUGUUUAUGCAUUAUGUGAUUGAUCCCAUGACCUUUGAAGUGGGUUUCCAAGUGAAUCCAAGUGUAGCCAAGGAUGUGGUGCCUGCAUCCAUGAUGCCAAAGUAUACAGCUGGUAUUUUGCGUGGUUUGGAUCGUGCUAUCGAGGAACGUAUGGGUGGCAAGGAUCGCGUGGUGGUUGACAAGCCAAGUCAGUUUUUGCAACGCUUUGUUGGUUACAUGAGUGUCCCUACCUUGUUGGGUGAAGAAUUGGAGACCAAUCGUCAAGUCAUUCAAUCGUUUGCCGAAUUCACGGGCGAUGUCACUAGCAACGUGGGUGUCUUUCUUACGGUGCCCAACUUUUUGCAUCGCUUCAUUUUGCCCUACUUGCAACGUGUCCACCACCAUCGUCAAGUCAUGCGUGAUCAUGUGAUGCCUGUUGUCCGUGCUCGUCGUCAAAAGAUGCGUGAAGCUGAAGCACGUGGUGAACCCCACAAUUUACCAAAGAACUUUUUGCAAGGCUUGGCAGAGUAUAAAAAGCCUGAUGGAUCCCAAUACGCCGAUGAAGAAGUAGCCCGUGCCGUUUUGUUGAUUGCCUUUGCUGCUGUGCAUACCACUUCCAUGAACUUGAGCUUCUGCUUGCAUUGGUUGAUGGCACGUCCUGAUUUGAAGGCCGCUUUGGAUAAGGAGAUUCAGCAAGUGUUUGGUGAUGGUCCUAUUACCGAUGAAGGUCUCAAGCAAAUGACGUUCUUGGAUCAAUUUGUUCGUGAAUCUUUGCGUCAAAGUGUCGACAAGUUGGCCAAUGCCAAAAAGGUCCUUCCUGAACAAGGUUACACCUUCAACAAUGGCUAUCAAGUCCCUCAAUAUCGUGUUGUCCAAUCCAUGAACCGACGACUCAAUUUGGGUCUCAAUGUCAACCGUGAAGAUAUCCAAGACAUGGAUCCCAACGCAUCCGGCACCAAGCUCUCCACACAACCUGCUCGUGAUUUCGUCACCUUUGGAUUAGGCCGUCAUUUGUGCCCUGGUCGUUUCUUUGCUGUGCAUGAAAUCAAGCUUUCUCUCAUCACCCUUUUGCGUAACUAUGAGAUCAACACCCUUAGUGGCAAACCUCCUAAGCCUGUGCACUAUCUUAUGGGCUAUGUUGCCGUCAAUAGUGAAGAACCUAUCGUGUUCACCAAAAAGAACCACCAUUAG